AUGGUGCCUCUCAUGGUGGGGGCAAACUUUGACACAUGUCCUGGGACUCAGUUCCAAAAACAUGCCAUCUGUGCCCAGACAAGAGCCGUUCAGACUGGAGACAGACAAAGACCAGACCUGCUGUCAAUCAGAGAGUGCACCGUGACCACGGCUCGGCCCAGCAGCCCAAGGCAGCCCUCCUCCUCCGAGAUGGAGGAGGAGGCUAGCCCAUCACCCAGGUCCAAGCCUCGCUACACAGGACAGGUCCGCCUUUGCACUGCCCGUUACAGUUACAACCCUUAUGAUGGACCAAAUGAACACCCUGAAGCAGAACUCCCACUUGUGGCUGGGAAAUAUCUGUAUAUUUAUGGCAACAUGGACGAUGAUGGCUUUUAUGAAGGAGAGCUGCUGGAUGGCCAACGUGGGCUGGUUCCAUCCAACUUUGUGGAGUUUGUCCAGGACAAAGAAAAGCCAGCAGCAGGUGAAGGAGGAGAAGACCUGGGAUCACUGGAGCAUACCUCAUCCCUCAGUCUGACUGCAGUGGACAGUAGUGCUUCUCAGGAGGGCCUCCUGAGCUCGUGCAAAGCCUUGGUCCCCUGUAGCAAUGGGACAGGAGAGGCCCUGGACCCUGAGGACCUGGCAGAAGAUGUAGUGCCUUAUCCCCGAAAGAUUAAUUUGAUAAAACAGCUGGCACGCAGUGUCAUAGUGGCCUGGGAACCUCCGAUAGUGCCUUUGGGCUGGGGGAACAUCUCUGGCUACAACGUGUUGGUCGAUGGGGAACUUCGUGCUAGUGUCCAAUAUGGUGGCAGGACCAAGUGUCUUCUGGAGAAGUUAGACCUGGACGGGUGUGUCCAUCGUGUGUGUGUACAGUGUGUCACUGACAGAGGCUUCUCCGAUGAGCUGCGCUGCACUUUGUUGGUUGGGGCCAAUGUAGUGGUAGCGCCUUCUGGUCUGAGGGUGGACGACAUCCAGCGGGACACUGCUGAGCUCUCUUGGUUGCCAAGCAACAGUAACUAUUCCCACACAGUAUUCUUAGAUGGGGUGGAGCAUGCAGUGGUAAAGGCUGGAAGAUAUAGAUUACGUUUUCACAACUUGAAGCCCCUCACAGUCUACAAAGUGAUUGUGGUGGCACAGCCACACCAGGUGCCAUGGCAACUGCCUCUUGAGCAGAGAGAGAGGAAAGAAGCUGGAGUGGAGUUCUGCACACAAGCAGCAGGCCCACCUCUGCCACCCCAGGACGUCCAGGUGCACUGUGGACAGGCCCCAGGAGUCCUGCAAGUCCGCUGGAAGCCCCCCAUUCUCUCCCCCACUGGCACUUCCAAUGGGGCAAAUGUCAUCGGUUACGUUGUAUGCACAAAAGGACAAAAGAUUGCUGAGGUCAUGUUCCCAAUGGCUGACUAUGUCACAGUUGAGCUAAACAGGAUUCAGUGCCUGGAGGCCCGGGAAGUCAUAGUUCGGACACUGUCUUUACAGGGAGAAUCCCAGGACUCACAAGUUGCUGUCAUUCCAAACAACCUGCUUGUGCCUCCCCCUCAACUGGCCCUGCCACCUCCCAUGCACCCCCACCCGGGGCCUCCUCCACAUGGCCCACCCCUCCUCCAAUCGCCACAUCUUCCUCACCCCCAGCCUCAGUUGCCCGGACCUCCCUCAGCACAUGGAUCACCUCUGCCACACGGACAACCUCUACCACCCCAAGGUCCUCAUCCUCCACCACCCCAAGCCCAUCCCAGGCUUCCUCAUCCAGGAGGCCCCCCACAAGCCCAGAUUCGACCACCACAUCCCCAACCAGUGCAUCUCCAGCCACACCCGCCACACCAAGGUCCUAGGCCACAGCACCAACUGCCUCUGCUCCCACAGCACCCACCCCAUCCUGUACCUCAGAGACCAGUAAGUGCCAGAGACCUAGAUGCCAAAGACCCGGCAGCUCACCACAGAGGAGCUAUUCCACCCGGUCAGCCUGGCUGGGACCCACAACGCUCCCCCUCCGCUCAGCCGCCUCCAUUACAAGGCCACACGCUGGAAGCCCCUCCCCACCCGAAUCCUCGAUCACCCUCUCCACAGCGGAUAUUACCACAGCCACGCGGGACUCUUAUCCCAGACACUGUUGCCAAAGCUAUUGCCAGAGAAGCAGCACAAAGGGUGGCAGCUGAGAGUGGCAAGGGGGAGAGGAGGCCAGUCAGAUACGGAGAGCAGGGUCAGUCAUUUCAUCCGCAUCACUCUGAUGAAGAGGAGGAGGAUGAAGAAGGCUUUGGCCGCUGCCGCAGGAGGGGGCCUUCUGUGGAUGAGUUUCUGAGAGGAUCAGAGCUGGGCAGGCCGCCUCACUAUAGUCACAAUGAGGAGUAUCACAGCGAGAGCAGCCGGGGCUCUGACCUGUCUGACAUCAUGGAAGAGGAUGAGGAGGAGCUGUACUCUGAGAUGCAGCUGGACGAAGGACGUCGGCGCAACUCGCACAACACGCCCAAGGGAAACAACGUAGGUCGACACGACCGGGAGCCAGGCAGAAGAGUCCAGCACAGUGGUCCUCAGAGGCGGCCCCUUAUGGUGCCCUCCAUUGAGGUUACCUCUGAGAAUAGUGAGGGCACUCUGACUCCCGUCACUGACGAUGUUUACUAUGGCAAAGGCCGCCACAGGACGCGCUCCUCCCGCAGGCACAAGGGCAGUGCCAGGUCUUCCCAUGAUGGCUACAGAGAUCGGGAUCGCCGCUCACCUUAUUAUGAUGAGUCAGAACCUGAGGAGCCAUUUCGCAUAUUUGUGGCCCUUUUUGACUAUGACCCUCUGUCUAUGUCGCCAAAUCCAGACGCCGCUGAUGAGGAGCUACCUUUUAAAGAGGGACAGAUCAUCAGGAUCUAUGGCGAUAAAGACACGGAUGGGUUCUACAGAGGAGAAGUAAGAGGGAGAAUGGGGCUCAUACCUUGCAACAUGGUGUCAGAGAUCCGCGCAGAGGAUGAGGAGACUAUGGACCAGCUUAUCAAACAAGGCUUCCUCCCCCUCAGCACCCCUGUGGAUCGAAUAGAGCACAACAGAAAAGGCCUUCGUCGUGACCAGGCUUCAAGGAGAAUGGUGGCACUGUAUGACUACGAUCCCAGAGAGAGCUCACCCAAUGUUGAUGUUGAGGCUGAGCUGACCUUCUGUGCUGGUGAUAUCAUUGCUGUGUAUGGAGACAUUGAUGAAGAUGGCUUUUAUUAUGGCGAGAUGAAUGGCCACCGUGGUUUGGUCCCCUCAAACUUCCUGGAAGAAGUGCCUGAUGACGUGGAGGUGUAUUUGACUGAUACUCCAUCCCACUACCCCCAGGAAGAACCUGCCAACCGCCCCCCGACCAACUCGUCUGGCAGCACGGUCCCAGAGGGCAAACGGGUUGCCACGGAAGCCACCGACACAGUCACCAAUGACAGCACGCCAGUUCGAGCACCAUCCCCCAUAGUGCGCCCCCUUCUGCCGGGCACCAUGAGGCCCCUGAGCCCAACCAGGGGCCACCACCUCCCCAUGGACCCCCGAGACCCUCAAGAUCUGAACAGGAAGAAGAAAGGACUGCUGUCUAAAGGGAAGAAGCUGCUCAAGAGACUGUCACCUGUGAAAUAG
Messenger RNA from Boleophthalmus pectinirostris (great blue-spotted mudskipper), 3558 nucleotides. It is a transcript of the gene rimbp2a, whose product is annotated as RIMS binding protein 2a. Gene Ontology annotation, biological process: neuromuscular synaptic transmission. The transcript has 18 exons. Gene Ontology annotation, molecular function: protein binding. NCBI's taxonomy places the organism in Eukaryota, Metazoa, Chordata, Actinopteri, Gobiiformes, Gobiidae. The coding region runs from base 1 to 3558 and encodes 1185 amino acids. The record is from RefSeq and is a predicted model, not a curated record.